This is a messenger RNA of Ipomoea nil (Japanese morning glory), 1750 nucleotides long. RefSeq names its product serine/threonine-protein kinase SRK2E. The coding region runs from base 377 to 1468 and encodes 363 amino acids. The record is from RefSeq and is a predicted model, not a curated record. Gene Ontology annotation, cellular component: nucleus. Gene Ontology annotation, molecular function: ATP binding; protein serine/threonine kinase activity. Gene Ontology annotation, biological process: protein phosphorylation; intracellular signal transduction. The transcript is spliced from 10 exons. Lineage: Eukaryota; Viridiplantae; Streptophyta; Magnoliopsida; Solanales; Convolvulaceae.
UGUUCUGGAAGCCGAAAGAAAGAGUUAGCUGAAAGCAAAAAAGGCAGAGCAAAGAAGCUUACUUCACGAGCUCUCUCUCUUUCUACAUCUAUAGGUGUGCAUAUAUAGGUGAUGAUGUGGUGAGGAGAUUCACAGUACAGAAGCCCUAAGGAGUAGCUGGAAAUUUGCUGAUCGAGUUUGUUGAGACUUCACGGACUUCAGCUUCAUCUCUGUCAUCUUCAACCAACUGUUCGACGUCAAUCCUGUGAUUAAGCUCUCGCCACGUUGUGGGUUUAGUUGGGGGAUGGUGGUGAGGAUUUAGGGCAAUUUUUAAGGCGGUUGAUGAUAAUGCCAGUGCGUGCUUGUUGCUGAACCAAGGGAGGAGAAAACUGAGGAGAUGGAUCGUACGGCUGUGACGGUGGGACCGGGGAUGGAUGUGCCGAUCAUGCACGAUAGCGACCGGUACGAGCUCGUCCGGGACAUCGGUUCCGGGAACUUCGGUGUUGCGAGGCUCAUGAGGGAUAGGCAGACUAACGAGCUCGUCGCUGUCAAGUAUAUCGAGAGAGGUGAGAAGAUUGAUGAAAAUGUGCAGAGAGAAAUUAUAAACCACAGAUCAUUAAGGCAUCCCAACAUUGUCAGAUUUAAGGAAGUCAUAUUGACACCGACUCAUUUGGCUAUUGUAAUGGAAUAUGCAUCUGGUGGAGAGCUGUUUGAGCGGAUUUGCAAUGCUGGUCGAUUCAGCGAGGAUGAGGCACGGUUUUUCUUUCAGCAACUAAUAUCAGGGGUCAGCUAUUGUCAUUCAAUGCAAGUAUGCCACCGAGACUUGAAAUUGGAAAACACAUUACUGGAUGGGAGCCCAGCACCACGUCUAAAGAUAUGUGAUUUUGGAUAUUCAAAGUCUUCGGUGCUGCAUUCACAACCGAAGUCAACUGUUGGAACUCCUGCAUACAUUGCACCUGAAGUGUUGCUGAAGAAAGAAUAUGAUGGCAAGAUUGCAGAUGUGUGGUCUUGUGGGGUCACCUUGUACGUAAUGCUAGUUGGUGCUUACCCUUUUGAGCACCCUGAUGAGCCGAAAAACUUCAGGAAGACAAUACAGCGAAUCUUGAAUGUUCAGUACUCAAUACCAGAUUAUGUUCACAUCUCCCCAGAAUGCCGUCAUCUGAUCUCAAGGAUCUUUGUAGCUGAUCCUACACAGAGGAUAUCCAUUCCUGAAAUCAAGAAUCACGAGUGGUUCCUGAAGAACCUCCCUGCGGACCUCAUGGAUGACAAUACAACCAAUAACCAGUUCGAGGAGCCAGAUCAACCGAUGCAGAGCAUUGAUGAAAUCAUGCAGAUAAUAGCGGAGGCCACCAUUCCAGCUGCCGGGACUAACAGCCUCAACAAUUAUCUUACCGGAAGCUUAGACAUCGACGAUGACAUGGAAGAAGACUUGGAGAGCGACCCUGACCUCGACAUUGAGAGCAGUGGAGAGAUAGUAUACGCAAUGUGAGAUGUGCACAGGACAGCUGGGUGAACACAACAUACAAUACCCGCACUGCUCUAUACUUUGAAUCUAUUGCCAGUCUCUCUUUGGUGUGAAUAUUACAGGACAGACUCAUCCCCCACCCCAUGGCCUUUUCAACUGCUUGUUUUCUUUCAUGCUUUUGUUCUCGUGUAAUGUUCAUUUUCUCUCUGUGGCAUCUUAUAUAAAACAUCACUGUACUGCUUUCAUAAUCCAUACUUGACUUUCUCUUUUGUAAUUGUACAACAAACUCCAUUUCCUCUUUCGCCC